Penicillium atrosanguineum is the source of this 600-nucleotide messenger RNA. RefSeq names its product Clavaminate synthase-like protein. NCBI's taxonomy places the organism in Eukaryota, Fungi, Ascomycota, Eurotiomycetes, Eurotiales, Aspergillaceae. The transcript has a single exon. Bases 1 to 600 code for a protein of 199 amino acids. The record is from RefSeq and is a predicted model, not a curated record.
AUGAACUCCCUUCCACUCCCAGUGGCAGACCUCGACGUAACAAAAGUCGCAACAUCCCCCUUCGGCUUCGACGACCGAAUCCUCUCCUCGAAUCUCCAAAAACGCUACACAACCAUCUCCAUUCCCGCAACAUACGGCCACUUGUCCUCCGGUCCUGCACCAGGUGUAGUCGCAGGCAUCGUCCUCGGCACCGUCGGCGGUGUCUGCCUCAUUCUAUACUUGACCUUCCUCUCCCUGAAUCCAGGUGGUUUUGCACGCGGUAGCUCCUCCUCGAUCACCGAUGAAGAGGAGGUAGUCGUGCGCAGUCGGCGCGGAGGAUCAUCGCGACGCAGCGACAUGAUUGAAGUUGUGGAGGAGCGGGAUCGACACGAUGAGUACCGUCAUCGGCGCGCUCCUGAUCGUAUCGUCGUUGAGGAGUCCAUGACUGGGACGGAGAUGACACAUGAUUCACGAGAUUUCAUCGAGGUUGUUGAAGAGGAGUCAUCUGGAUUAUCGACGAUGUCGCCGCCACGAAGGCCGAAGAGUUAUCGCUCUGGAGUGAGAAGGGUUGAUCCUCAUGAAUAUGGUGGUGGCAGCUCGCAUGGUAGUUUAGACUACUGA